Molecule: messenger RNA, 1408 nt
Organism: Solanum pennellii
Lineage: Eukaryota; Viridiplantae; Streptophyta; Magnoliopsida; Solanales; Solanaceae
Product: F-box protein At4g00755-like
Exons: 6
Molecular function (GO): protein binding
Source: RefSeq, a predicted model, not a curated record
GGUUACUUUGUUUUGGAUAAAGUAAGAUACGAACCCUCGCAAGAGAGUGUUGGUAUUUGAGGAAAACACAGCGUUUGUUCAGUCGGCUUUGUAUCAGAUUCGUAGACGGUAAACUUUCUCUUCUCUAAAGGGUUUGGAACUUUUGAUUAAAUUUGCUUUGGUAUGGAGACGCAAGUUGAUUUUGUGCAAUGGCUUGAAACAGACAUGUCUCUGAACAUUCUGAUGCGUUUGGAUGAUCCAGCUGAUGUGGUCCGUGCUGCCUCUGUUUCAUGCCUUUGGCGUCAAUUUGUGGCUAUAAAUGGAAUUUCCAAGCAACUGUGUCUGAGAAAGUUUCCGCAGCUUUCUAGCAUUACAUGUAUAACGGAACCAGAUUUGAGAGUAGCAGAAAGAAAAGACGAGUCUAGCAAUUCCAGUUGGGAGGCUCUAAAAAGAGACCAUAUUGUUUAUGCUUCUCUACUUCAAGAUAUUGAAACAUCAAACUUAUGCCCAAGUGAUUGCAUGGGUCAGGCAGUCGGGGCUUCAAGUACGGACCGUUAUCCAUUUGAAAGUAUUGUGAAUACUCUAGCUCCAUCAAACAGAUAUGGAAUUAGUCCUUCAUAUUGGUCAAGUAUAGGGCACAGUGAUCCCAAUGCUCCCGAGACACUAAUUUACAAAUUGAAAGCUGAUCUUUGUUGUAUCACUGAAAUUAACAUACAACCUUUUGAAGUUUAUUUCCACCGAGGCAGGCCCAUAUGCUCCGCGAAAUCUGUUUGAUUUCGAUUAGGACAUCUCAAAUCCUCAAGAGAAAAGAGUUAUCUCCUGGACUUCCCCAAGCUACAGCCUGCUAAUGACAAGUUUAUAUGGACAUAUACCUCGAAAGAAUUCCAGAUGAGACAGGAAAACCGCUUGCAGCAGUUCAAGUUACCAGAACCUGUGCUUUGUAUAGGUGGAUAUCUGCAGAUUGAAUUGUUGGGCAGAGCUCAGAGAUGUGACAUCGACAACUUGUUUUACAUAUGCAUUGACUAUGUGAAAGUCAGAGGACGACCGCUCAGUCCAGCCUUUGGCGUACAGAACAUCGAACUGUCUGGGGACUUUGUGCUCGAGUACAAGAGAGUUUCUUUAAUCCAUGUUGCAGAGCUUGUCUAAUAGGAUUCAUUCAAGAUUCGAAAGUCAGAGGACGACCGCUCAGUCCAGCCUUUGGCGUACAGAACAUCGAACUGUCUGGGGACUUUGUGCUCGAGUACAAGAGAGAGUUUCUUUAAUCCAUGUUGCAGAGCUUGUCUAAUAGGAUUCAUUCAAGAUUCCAAAAACAUCCCAAUUAACUAGUGCUUGGAUUUACCUGGUGGGCUGAAUAAUGAAGGCUAUUAAAUGGACAAGAAAAAGAAUUUAGUGUGUUUUGAUAUGAAAGAGAACCUUCUCUGAUCGUUCA